This is a messenger RNA of Eupeodes corollae, 710 nucleotides long. Its product is annotated as ATP synthase subunit d, mitochondrial-like. Bases 94 to 645 code for a protein of 183 amino acids. Gene Ontology annotation, molecular function: proton transmembrane transporter activity. Gene Ontology annotation, biological process: proton motive force-driven ATP synthesis. NCBI's taxonomy places the organism in Eukaryota, Metazoa, Arthropoda, Insecta, Diptera, Syrphidae. The record is from RefSeq and is a predicted model, not a curated record. The transcript has 3 exons.
AAUACUUAUUACUAAUCAUAUUUUUCUACGCUUUAUCUACAGAAGUGCUCACUUAUUUUCUCCAUAUUUUUUUGAAAUAAUUACAAUUUGUAAAUGGUUCCAAAGCAAGCAACAAUAAAUUUUUUUUCAUUUUUUGAAUUAAGAAAACGGUGUCCAAAAAAUCAAAUCAAAGAAUUAGAAUAUUUUUAUUCAAAACAUCUAAAAUAUCGAGAACGUUUAUUGAUUUUAAAAAAGGAUGCUCCUGUUAUUGACUGGGAAUACUAUAGACAAAAUGUUCGAUCAAAAAAUGUGCCAAUAGUGAAUGAGUUAGAGAAACAAUAUAAAAGCUUUUGUGUGCCAUAUCCUGAGGAUAUUUAUGCUAAGAAAUUUGACGAGCUCAAAGCUAUUGUUGAGGUUGAAGUUGCAGAAUUUAUCAAACAAUCCAACCAACGUAUUGCUAAGUAUGAGGAGAGAAUUGCUACACUAAAAUCUAUGCUGCCAUAUGAUCAAAUGACUUGGGAAGAUUACUGUAAUUUAUGUCCAGAAGAAGCACCGGAUUUUUUGAAUAAACCAACUUUCUGGCCUCAUAACAAAGAAGAACAAAUUGGAUAUGUGGAGAACGAGGAAGAUGUCAUGAGAAGACUAUACUAUAAGGACUACGUGUAGUCAAUAUUUUAUGUUUUCAGUUGUAUGUUUCAUUUUCGAAUUAUAAUUUUUGAUAUACAUAUGUA